AUGCAUCGGAUUGCCACCAGAAACGCCGUCGUUUCCUUCGCGUUCCUCUUCCACUCGCCAUUUCGCAGUUACUCUUCCUUCAAUCCCUCGCCACUUCUACUUGGUAAUACAAGGUACUCUGAGAGGAGAUACUGUGUUGGAGAUCGAAAGUCUGUGAAAGGAAUCACUACGGCGGCUAAGAAAUUUAAGAAGUCUAAUGAUGUUCUAAGUGACAAAGAUCUCUCUCAUUUGGUCUGGUGGAAAGAGAGAUUGCAGAAAUGUAAGAAACCAUCUACUCUUCAACUUAUUGAAAGGCUCAUGUUCACUAAUCUAAUGGGUCUUGACCCCAGCCUGAGGAAUGGGAGCUUAAAAGAUGGAAACCUUAACUUGGAGAUGUUGCAGUUUAAGUCAAGGUUUCCACGCGAAAUUUUGCUCUGCAGAGUCGGAGACUUCUAUGAGGCUAUUGGCAUAGAUGCUUGUAUACUUGUUGAGUAUGCUGGUUUAAAUCCUUUCGGUGGUCUUCGUUCAGAUAGUGUUCCAAAGGCUGGCUGCCCAGUUGUGAAUCUUCGACAGACUUUAGAUGACCUAACACGAAACGGUUUUUCAGUGUGUAUUGUGGAGGAAGUUCAGGGGCCAACACCAGCUCGCUCUCGUAAAGGUCGAUUUAUUUCAGGGCAUGCUCAUCCAGGGAGUCCUUAUGUAUAUGGGCUCGUUGGUGUUGACCACGAUCUUGACUUCCCGGAGCCAAUGCCUGUUGUUGGGAUAUCUCGUUCAGCAAGGGGUUAUUGCAUGAUAUCUAUUUUCGAAACUAUGAAAGCAUAUUCGCUAGAUGAUUGUCUAACAGAAGAGGCAUUGGUCACAAAACUCCGCACCUGUCGCUGCCAUCAUCUAUUCUUACAUGUGUCAUUGAGGCACAAUGCAUCAGGGACAUGUCGCUGGGGAGAGUUUGGGGAAGGGGGUCUACUCUGGGGAGAAUGCAGUGGCAAGAAUUUCGAAUGGUUUGAAGGAGAUGCUCUUUCCGAGCUCUUGUCGAAGGUAAAAGAUGUUUAUGGUCUUGAUGAUGAAGUUUCCUUUAGAAAUGUCAAUGUACCUUUAGAGAAUCGGCCACGUCCAUUGCAUCUUGGAACGGCUACACAAAUUGGUGCCUUACCUACUGAAGGAAUACCUUGUUUGUUGAAGGUGUUACUUCCAUCUACGUGCAGUGGUCUGCCUUCUUUGUAUGUCCGAGAUCUUCUUCUAAACCCUCCUGCUUAUGAUAUUGCUCUGAAAAUUCAAGAAACAUGCAAGCUCAUGAGCACAGUUACAUGCUCGAUUCCGGAGUUUACAUGUGUUUCUUCUGCUAAGCUUGUGAAGCUUCUUGAACAAAGGGAAGCCAACUACAUUGAGUUCUGCAGAAUAAAAAAUGUGCUUGAUGAAGUAUUGCAUAUGCAUAGACAUCCUGAGCUUGUGGAAAUCCUCAAGUUAUUGAUGGAACCUACCUGGGUGGCUACUGGUUUGAAGAUUGACUUUGAAACUUUUGUCAACGAAUGUCACUGGGCCUCUGAUUCGAUCGGUGAAAUGAUCUCUCUAGAUGACGAUGAAAGUCAUCAGAAUGUUAGUAGAUGUGAUAAUGUCCCAAACGAGUUCUUUUAUGAUAUGGAGUCUUCAUGGAGAGGUCGCAUCAAGGGAAUCCAUAUAGAGAAAGAAAUCACUCAAGUGGAAAAAUCAGCCGAGGCUUUAUCUUUAGCAGUAACUGAGGAUUUUCAUCCAAUUGUAACAAGAAUAAAGGCCAUCUCCUCAUCACUUGGUGGUCCAAAGGGCGAAAUUGCGUAUUCAAGAGAAAAUGAGUCUGUUUGGUUCAAAGGGAAACGGUUUACUCCAUCUAUUUGGGGUGGUACUGCAGGGGAAGAGCAGAUUAAACAGCUGAAACCUGCUUUAGAUUCCAAAGGGAAAAAAGUCGGAGAAGAAUGGUUUACGACUCAUAAAGUCGAAGCUGCUUUAGUCAGGUAUCAUGAAGCUAGUGAGAACGCAAAUACCCGGGUUUUGGAGCUGUUGAGGGAGUUAUCUGUUAAACUGCAAACAAAAAUAAACGUUCUCGUCUUUGCAUCUAUGCUUCUCGUCAUUGCAAAAGCAUUAUUUGCUCAUGCUUGCGAAGGAAGGAGACGAAAGUGGGUUUUUCCAACUCUUGUUGGAUACAAUACAGAUGAGAGCGCAAAACCAUUACAUGGUGCUGCUCCAAUGAAGCUCACGGGGUUAUCACCUUAUUGGUUUGAUAUAGCUUCUGGCACUGCUGUUCAAAACACCGUCGACAUGCAGUCACUGUUUCUUCUAACUGGACCUAACGGUGGUGGUAAAUCGAGUUUGCUCAGGUCGAUUUGCGCGGCUGCUCUGCUUGGGAUAUGCGGUUUUAUGGUUCCAGCUGAAUCAGCUUGUAUCCCUCACUUUGAUUCCAUCAUGCUGCACAUGAAGUCUUACGACAGCCCUGUGGAUGGGAAAAGCUCUUUCCAGGUGGAAAUGUCGGAGAUACGGUCUAUUCUGAGCCAGGCUACUUGGAGAAGCCUAGUGCUUAUAGAUGAGAUUUGCAGAGGGACAGAGACAGCUAAAGGGACUUGUAUUGCUGGGAGUGUGAUAGAGAGUCUUGACACAAGUGGUUGUUUGGGGAUUGUGUCUACACAUCUCCAUGGGAUCUUUAGUUUACCUCUUACAGCUAAAAACAUCGCAUACAAAGCAAUGGGAGCAGAGAAUGUGGAAGGGGAGACGAAGCCAACUUGGAAACUGACGGAUGGUGUCUGCAGAGAGAGUCUUGCGUUUGAGACAGCUAAGAGAGAGGGUGUUCCAGAGACAGUCAUACAGAGAGCAGAAGCUCUUUACCUCUCUGUUUGUGCAAAAGAAGCAUCUUCUGGAGUUUGUGUCAGGCCCAUCAAGACCGAGACUUCAAGCUCUGAGAGAAGUUCACAGAAUGACUUGGCAAAAGCUAUCGUUAAAAUCUGUGGGAAGAAGAUGAUUGAGCCUGUAGCUUUAGCAAUCGGUGCUCGAGAGCUUCCACCUCCAUCGACAGUUGGUUCCUCAUGCGUGUAUGUGAUGCUCAGACCUGAUAAGAGACUCUACAUUGGACAGACGGAUGAUCUUGAAGGACGAAUACGUUCACAUAGGGCAAAGGAAGGACUGCAAGGAUCAAGUUUCUUAUACCUUGUGGUGCAAGGCAAGAGCAUGGCUUGUCAGCUAGAGACUCUUUUGAUUAACCAGCUCCAUGAACAAGGCUACUCUCUAGCUAACUUAGCCGAUGGGAAGCACCGCAAUUUUGGGACGUCUUCAAGCUUGGCUUCUUCGUCGGAUGUAGUCAGUAUCUCCUAG
Molecule: messenger RNA, 3312 nt
Organism: Microthlaspi erraticum
Lineage: Eukaryota; Viridiplantae; Streptophyta; Magnoliopsida; Brassicales; Brassicaceae
Source: the annotation of a GenBank genome assembly